AGGUGAGCAGGCGCGCAUGCUCAGACGGUGGUGAUUCGGUGCGUUUUUCUUACCGUCUUCUCCCGGGGACGGUCUGCGGAUCGAGCACAAAGUUGAGAAUAUGGCGGCGGCGGAGGAGCGACGGACCGGCUCCGGGCUCCAAGUGACGCUGGUCGCCGGCUCGGGGAGUUUCCUGAAGUGGGGCGUCAUGCUGGCGCUGUGUGUGUCCAUGUGCGGGUGGCCCGGAGCCCAGGGCAAGGAGUGUGAGAAGCGGUGUGUCCACGGGAACUGCAGCGCGGCGGGCGGACAGUGCGUGUGUGAAGCCGGCUGGGUCGGGGAGCUGUGUCAGCACUGCGGCGGCAGGUUCAAAUUAACUGGGCAAUCUGGAUAUCUUACUGAUGGACCUGGAAACUAUAAAUACAAAACAAAGUGUACUUGGCUUAUUGAAGGACAGCCAAACACAAUACUGAGGCUUCGAUUCAUUCACUUUGCCACAGAGUGCAGCUGGGACCAUUUAUAUGUAUACGAUGGGGACUCUGUCUAUGCACCAUUAUUAGCAGUGUUCAGUGGCUUAAUCGUACCCGAGAAGAAUGGGAAUGUGACUGUACCUGAAGUUGUUUCAAGAUCUGGUUAUGCUUUACUGCAUUUUUUCAGUGAUGCUGCCUAUAAUCUAACUGGAUUCAACAUAGCAUAUAGUAUCAAUUCCUGCCCAUUCAACUGCUCAGGCCACGGAGAAUGCCUGGCAGAUGCUGACAACAGCACUGUGUACUGUGUGUGCAAUGAAUACUGGAAAGGAGAAGCGUGUGAUGUCCCUUACUGCAAAGACAAUUGUGGGUAUCCACAUCAUGGAAAAUGUGACCUGAAUGAUACCAAAGCAUGUAUAUGCAAUGAUAGCUGGCAAGGUCCUGACUGCUCAUUGCCUGCUAAUCAGCCCUUUUGGGAUUGGAAAGAAUAUGGGGUACCUAUGCUCGCCCGGGCAUCUCAUAAGGCUGUCGUCAGUGAUGAUGUCAUGUGGGUUAUUGGAGGCUACGUGUUUAAUUACUCGGAGUACCAGAUGGUUGCAGCAUAUGAUCUGAGGGAUCUGAAAUGGUUUCCAUUGAAUAAAUCUGCAAAUGUGGUCGUUGGGAGAUAUGGGCAUUCUGUGACUUUGUACAAGGAUAAAAUUUAUAUGUAUGGAGGUAAAAUCGACUCGACAGGGAAUGUCACAAAUGAGCUUUGGGUGUUUCACAGUCAGAACCAAUCAUGGAUGCAGCUGACUCCAAAGGCUAAGCAACAGUAUGCAGUUGUUGGCCACUCUGCACAUAUUGUGCAGUUGAAAGAUGGUCGUGUUGUGAUGUUGGUCAUCUUCGGAUACUGUCCGCUUUAUGGAUACAUCAGCAAAAUACAAGAAUACAAUCUUGGUGAGACAAUCUUGAAAGAUCGAGGUUUCUUCCGUUACCUGCAUACUGCCAUUAUUGUAAGCGGAACCAUGUUGGUGUUUGGUGGGAAUACUCACAAUGACACUUCAAUGAGCCAUGGAGCUAAGUGCUUCUCUUCGGACUUCAUGGCUUAUGAUUUGGCUUGUGACGAGUGGUCUGUGCUGCCUCCACCUGAUCUUUGUCAUGAUGUCAAUCGGUUUGGUCACUCAGCUGUCUUCACCAAUGGCACAAUGUACAUUUUUGGUGGGUUCAACAGUCUUCUGCUAAGUGAUGUUCUGAUGUUCACACCAAGCAGUUGUGAAGCUUUUUCUGAUGAAGCGGCAUGUGUUGGGGCAGCCCCAGGAGUCCGGUGUGUAUGGAAUACCGACAUGCUGCGAUGUGUACCCUGGGAAAUAGCAUCUGCAGGGGAGGCGCGUCAGAUUCUUGAUAAGUGCCCCAGCAAGACAUAUGCAGAUAAUGAAAAAUGUGAUCAGUAUACUGAUUGCUACAGCUGUACAGUGAAUACAAACGGCUGUCAGUGGUGUCAUGAUAAGUGUCUGUCUAAGAACAGUAACUGCACAGAAGCCACUGUAUUAAUCUGGGAUUAUGAAGCUUGUCCAAAAGAUAAACCAGAGUAUGUUUGUAAUAAGCUGACUAGUUGUAAAAGCUGUGCCAUGGACCAGAACUGUCAGUGGGAAGCCAGGAACCAGGAGUGCAUCCCGUUACCUGAAACCAUCUGUGGAGAGAGCUGGCACUUGGUAGGAAACUCGUGUUUGACAAUCACCACUGCAAAAGAAAACUAUGAUAAUGCUAAGUUGUUCUGUCGGAGUCAAAAUGCAGCACUUGCCUCACUUACAUCACAGAAAAAAGUUGAAUUUGUUCUCAAGGAGUUGCAGAUAAUGCAUGUGUUGUACAAAGCUACCAUAACCCCAUGGGUUGGAUUACGAAAAAUUAAUGUUUCGUAUUGGUGCUGGGAAGACAUGUCACCCUUCACGAACACAUCAUUGCAGUGGAUGAUGGAAGAGCCAAGUGAUGCAGGAUUUUGUGGUUAUUUGGCAGAACCUUAUUUUGCUAGUUUGAAAGCAGCUACCUGCAUCAAUCCAGUAAAUGGAAGUGUGUGUGAAAGACCAGCGAACCACAGUGCGAAGCAGUGCCGCACACCUUGUGCGUUGAGAACAACCUGCACUGAAUGCACCGGUGGCAACUCUGAGUGUAUGUGGUGCAGCAACAUGAAGCAGUGUGUGGAUGCAAAUGCGUAUGUGCCAUCCUUUCCAUUUGGCCAGUGUAUGGAGUGGUACACGAAGAACAGUUGUCAAGCUGAAAAUUGUUCCGGUUAUCGAACAUGCAGUGACUGCUUGGAGCAGCCAGGAUGCGGAUGGUGUACUGACCCCAGCAAUACAGGCAAGGGACAGUGUAUAGAAGGAUCUUAUCGAGGACCAGUGAAAAUACCUGCAACAAAUAGUCCUUAUGUACCAGUUUUGAAUGUCAGCAUGUGCCCAGCAGAAACAAAAUACAACUGGUCCUUUAUCCAGUGUCCAGCUUGUCAGUGUAAUGGCCAUUGCAAGUGUGUUAAUGAAAGCAUCUGUGAAAAAUGUGAAGACUUAACAACUGGCAAACGCUGUGAAACAUGCAUCUCUGGUUAUUAUGGAGAUCCUACAAAUGGAGGGAGUUGCCAAUCUUGCAAAUGCAACGGACACGCAACCAUCUGCAAUACCAAGACGGGAAAAUGUUUCUGCACGACAAAAGGAAUCAAAGGCGAUAAGUGUCAACUAUGUGAUGUUGAAACACGAUACCAGGGUAACCCACUGAAAGGAACCUGUUACUGUAAGUCAAAUGCACUUUAA
Rhincodon typus (whale shark) is the source of this 3220-nucleotide messenger RNA. RefSeq names its product attractin (gene atrn). The coding region runs from base 101 to 3220 and encodes 1039 amino acids. Gene Ontology annotation, molecular function: protein binding. NCBI's taxonomy places the organism in Eukaryota, Metazoa, Chordata, Chondrichthyes, Orectolobiformes, Rhincodontidae. Gene Ontology annotation, cellular component: Golgi apparatus. The transcript is spliced from 20 exons. The record is from RefSeq and is a predicted model, not a curated record.